UAAUUUCUGGUAGAUAAAGAUGCAUAGAUUCCAACAAAUCCAGAGAGAGAGAGAGCUUAGCUUAUUCCUGAACUUCUACACCUUCAAUCAUGCCCGUCUUUAAAACCCCCUUCAAUGGCUACUCUGUCAAGUUCAGCCCCUUUUACGAGUCCCGUAUCGCCGUCGCCACUGCCCAAAAUUUUGGAAUCCUCGGCAAUGGUCGCCUUCACGUCCUCGAUCUCAAUCCCGCCGGCCCCAUCUCCGAGCACAUCGCCUUUGACACCGCCGACGGAGUCUACGACGUCUCUUGGUCCGAAUCUCACGACUCCCUUCUUGUCGCCGCCGUUGCCGAUGGCUCUGUCAAGCUCUAUGACCUCGCUCUUCCUCCCACAUCUAAUCCCAUUCGAUCCUUCCACGAACAUACUCGUGAGGUUCACUCUGCUGACUACAACCCUGUUCGUCGCGACUCCUUUUUGACUUCCUCUUGGGACGAUACCAGCAAGCUCUGGACCCUUGACCGUCCCACCAGCGUCCGAACCUUCAAAGAGCAUGCCUAUUGCGUCUAUUCUUCGGUAUGGAACCCUCGCCACGGCGAUGUGUUCGCUUCAGCCUCUGGCGAUUGCACCGUACGCAUCUGGGAUGUGCGUGAACCAGCCUCCACCAUGAUAAUUCCAGCUCAUGAUUUCGAAGUCCUAUCUUGCGAUUGGAAUAAGUACGACGAUUGUUGUAUUGCUACGGCUUCGGUCGAUAAAUCGAUUAGGGUAUGGGAUGUGAGGAGCUACAGGACCCCGGUUUCAGUUUUGAAUGGGCAUGGAUAUGCAGUUAGGAAAGUGAAAUUCUCCCCGCAUCGGCAGGGUUUGCUAGCGUCCUGCUCGUACGAUAUGACUGUGUGUUUGUGGGAUUACAUGAUGGAGGAUGCUCUUGUUGGGAGAUAUGAUCAUCACACUGAAUUCGCCGUCGGAAUUGAUAUGAGCGUGCUUGUCGAGGGGCUGCUUGCUAGCACUGGAUGGGACGAACAUGUUUUUGUAUGGCAGCAUGGGACUGAUCCAAGAGCCCCCUGAGAAAGGAAAGAUUUUGCUACUUCUGAAGAAUUUAUGAAUUUUAUCAUGUUACAGUCCAUAGAUUUUAAGUGAAUAAGUCAUUUUAGUGUUACAAAAAAUGAAAAUGCACUACUUGUUGGCAGAAUGUAUGUUCGUUCAAGAUUGAACCGAAUGUAUUAUUAUAGUCAUUUUCUUUGUUCAAGAUUGAAUAUAAGCUUCUUUUUCUCUGGAACUUCUAUUCCUUGGGCCUAGUCUUUUACGCCAUCUCUGACAUUGUGAAGGGAUUAGUAUGUGACGAAAGGAAUGGUUCCUGGCAUGCAGGAUACUGGGAAGAGCUCUGCAGAAAUUUGUUGGGAACCUCAAUCUUGUUACACAGCAGUCAGCAGAAAGGAUAGAGAGAAACUGUGCAACCCAACAGGCUUGCCAUUGCAUGUCUCAUGCUGGCUCAUGAACGCCCUUGCUUCACUCACAGUUCCAUCAGUUGUUAACUGGAAGAGCACUAAGCCAUCUAGUCAGUGAGCCAUUAGUCAUUACCCCUUGCGCUUUUCCCUGCCUCUCAUCUUGUCUGUCUCGAUUCUCUGUGGCCUAUAGUUCUAAUUCUAGUCGAACUUGAAAAACUUGUUCCAAGGGUGUACUGAGAUCUGAUUAAAUCAUCAAUCUUUUGAUUCAAUACAUUCUUCUUUUCCUA
Molecule: messenger RNA, 1707 nt
Organism: Cucurbita moschata (crookneck pumpkin)
Lineage: Eukaryota; Viridiplantae; Streptophyta; Magnoliopsida; Cucurbitales; Cucurbitaceae
Product: peroxisome biogenesis protein 7
Exons: 2
Coding region: 90-1040 (316 amino acids)
Biological process (GO): protein import into peroxisome matrix
Cellular component (GO): cytosol; peroxisomal matrix
Molecular function (GO): protein binding
Source: RefSeq, a predicted model, not a curated record